AUUGCCUUUCCAGUUGGCGUUUAUAUUUUAGAUGUAGCCAUUGGGUUUUGCUGUGUAAAGUUGUCAGAAAGGGUUUUCACCUAAAUGAGUUGUCAUCUUAAAGGAUGUUGGAUACAGAUGACUGCAACUUGUCGUUGGAUAGGCUGUUUUUUGAGAAACCCAUUGUUCACAAGGUAAAACCGCUACACCAAGAGGGCAAUUCAUGGCAGCUGAAAACACCUCCACCUCUUUCUCAUAUUCCAACUAUUCAGGAUAUACAAGAGGAGGCAGAAUCUCUGUCUAAUCUUUAUGGUUUCUCACAAAACUCCAAGAAGUUUCACACUCCCUUUACAAGAUCUGAUGGUCUUGAGGUCUUCGGAAUUUCUCAUAAUUUUUACAAUGAUAAGAGAGGGAUUGAGGGGACUCAAGGUGUUAGGAGCAGCAGCCCUAGCAGGUGUGGUGGCUUUCAGGAAGGGUCGGGAUUCAGGGACUACACUCUGGAUGACCGUCACAGGGCCAUAGGUGGAGAUGGAGCUUCACAGCACUCUGGUCAUGCCAACAUCAGCACAUGUUUGCCUCUGGCCUGUGUCAAAAACCCACCUCUACGGAGAAGCUUGUUCAAGACUUCAGAGCUGACCGACAGAGGUGACUCGUCCACCAAAGAUGACCUCAGGAGCAACAGCAGCAGCAGCUGCAGCCAGACAGCAUCCAGACCUCAAACUUUUCUCAGUCGGGUUGCCAUGACGACAGUCCCUCUUUCCCUUCAUCCGCCACAGGCGACAGUUGGCCACGCAGUUCCUCUUUUUCCCUCCAAGCCCCCUCUCUCACCACCUCCUCUGGGCUCAUCUGCGGCGAGUGGCCGACUCCCACAGCAGGUGCAACAUGCAAAAAUGCAGGACAAGGGCACAAAGAGAGCGUUCGUUCCUCCCAUGACGCCUCAGCCGCUACAAAUACAAGGUUCCUCUGGGUCUGACAUCUUGCGACCAGUUUCGGAAAUUCCCAUUAAGUUCAGAUCCAUCUUCAGCGAGUUCCCCUUUUUCAAUUAUGUUCAGUCCAAAGCUCUGGAUGAUGUUCUUUACACUAACAAGAACUUUGUGGUGUGCGCUCCUACUGGAUCGGGUAAAACAGUUCUGUUUGAGUUGGCCAUCAUUCGCCUUUUAAUGGAAACGCCAGAGCCAUGGAACGAUGUCAAAGCUGUAUAUGUUGCCCCCAUUAAAGCCCUCUGCAGUCAAUUCUUUGACAACUGGACGAAGAAGUUUGGUCCCCUGGGGCUGAAGUGCAGGGAGCUCACCAGCGACAGCGAGAUCGACGACUUCUUUGAGAUUCAAGACUCCCACAUCAUCUUGACCACACCUGAAAAGUGGGACAGCAUGACAAGAAAAUGGAAGGAUCACUGUUUACUGCAACUUGUCCGACUCUUUCUCAUUGAUGAGGUGCACGUAGUGAAAGAUCCAUCGCGUGGUGCAACCCUGGAAGUGGUAGUAAGCAGGAUGAAGGCGGUGCAAGCCUACAGAGCAUUAUAUCAGUCAGAAGCAGGUCUCUCCAUGAGGUUUGUGGCCGUCUCCGCCACUAUUCCCAAUGUAUCUGACAUUGCAGAAUGGCUGUCAGAUGAGAGUGGACCAGCCACACAUCUGCAUAUGGACGAGAGCCACCGUCCAGUGAAGCUUCGUAAAGUUGUGCUGGGAUUCCCGUGGAGCCCAAACCAAUCAGAUUUCAAGUUUGACUUUUCGCUUAACUACAAGAUGGCCAACAUCAUCCAAACUUACUCUGACCAGAAGCCCGCACUGGUGUUUUGCUCGACAAGGAAAGGAGUUCAACAGUCAGCAACAAUCCUGGCAAAGGAUGCCCGCUUCAUCCUGAGUAUUGAACACAAGCAAAGGUUGACAAAAUAUGCAAAUACUAUUCUGGAUACAAAACUAAGAGAUCUGGUGAUGUUAGGAAUUGGUUACCACCAUGCAGGAGUUGUGUUGUCUGAUCGGAAGAAGAUAGAAGAGGCCUUCAUCCUCGGAGACCUACCUGUCCUCUGUACCACCAGUACUCUGGCUAUGGGGGUAAACCUGCCAGCCCACCUAGUUGUGAUCAAGUCAACGAUGCAUUAUAUUGGAGGCUCCUAUACGGAGUACAGCGAGGCUGACGUCCUACAGAUGAUCGGUCGGGCUGGACGACCGCAGUUUGAUACAUCUGCCACUGCAGUGAUCAUGACCAAGCUUCAGACCAGAGACAAGUACAUGAAACUUAUGACCGGGAUUGAAAUAAUUGAGAGCAGCUUGCAUAGUCACCUGGUGGAGCACCUGAAUGCUGAGAUUGUUCUUCAAACCAUCAGUGAUGUCAACAUGGCUCUGGACUGGAUCCGCUCCACCUUCCUCUACAUCAGAGCCCUGAAGAACCCUUCACACUACGGUUUCUCUACUCAGUUAGACAGAUAUGGGAUUGAAGGAAAGCUGCAAGAAUUGUGUCUGAAGAACCUCAACUCUCUGUCCUCCAUCGAUGUGAUCACUAUGGAUGAGGACAUCAACAUCAAAACGACAGAGGCUGGCAGGUUGAUGGCGAGGUAUUAUGUUGCGUUUGAGACCAUGAAACAGUUCACCAACGUUGCCGGCACUGAAACCUUGGCUGAUCUGAUUAAUCUGUUGUCCAAAAGCAAAGAGUUCAGUGACAUUAACCUGAGACUGAAUGAGAGGAGAACGUUGAACACUUUGAACAGGGACAAGAACAGCACUACAAUCAGAUUUCCUCUUGAGGGAAAAAUCAAAUCCAACGAGAUGAAAGUGAACUGCUUGAUUCAGGCUCAGUUGGGUUCCAUCCCGAUUCAAGACUUUGGACUUUCACAGGACACAGCAAGGAUUUUCAGGAAUGGGUUUCGCAUAUGCAAAUGCUUGUCAGAAUUUCUGACUCAGCGAUCAAAGGCAGGUUUUUCUGCUUUGUUGAACUCUGUGAUCCUGGUUAAGUGCUUUAAAGCCCAGCUUUGGGAAAACUCACACUAUGUUUCCAAGCAGUUGGAGAAAAUAGGUCAGACACUGUCGACUGCUAUGGUGUAUGCAGGACUCACCACUUUUAGCAAAAUAGAGGAAACCAAUGCCAGAGAGCUGGAGCUGAUUGUCAACAGACACCCACCUUUUGGAAACCAAAUCAUAGACUCGAUAACACAUCUCCCAAACUAUGACGUCACUCUGGAACAGCUUCCGAGGUACAGCAGUGCGACGGCAGAGAUCGUGGUAAAGGUUAACCUGAAAAACCAAGCUCAGCUGAGGUCCCGGAGAACAGCUCCGGACCAUCACUACGUCUCUCUGAUCAUCGGCAACGCUGACAACACCGUAGUCUUUCUGCAGAGACUCACGGACUCGUUGCUGCUGAAGAGUGGUACCUGGUCCAAGAAGAUCGAUGUGGAGAAGGCUUCAAAAGGAGAUGAGAUCAGUGUCAAUCUCAUCAGCUCAGAAUAUGUGGGCCUGGACAUUCGGCAGAAGUUUACGGUGUACUACUCUGGGACCAGGGAGUUUAAGGAUCAUAAUCCAUUCAAUGUACCAGAAACUCAUCCGGGACAGGGACCGCAGCGCUCUGCUCUGAUGCCAUCUGCAACUCACAAGGAAAGUUCCUCGUCGGCUGCAAAACAAGAUGUAGGCAUUAAGAGACAGUGCAACCACUUUUGCAAGAAUAAGAACCUUUGCGCCCACGACUGUUGUAAAGUGGGUGUAACUGUGGGACGAAAGAGGUCAGCGGGCCAAGAAUUCUCCUCCUAUUUGAAAGACUUGAGGGACAGGUCUGACACUCUGGUACAGACGCCUGUCAAACGACUCAAGCUUAAAAUGAAUGAGGAGGCUCAGUCCGUCAGUAUGCAGAGGUUUGCUUACAAACCCAAAGAUAUUCUUCUACCUGCUACCUGGUGUGAACAAGAUCAGUAUGAACCUUCGGACACUGAUCUGACAUCUGGAGAUUAUUCUCAUCUGCAAGAUGUGGUUUGUCUGAGCGAUCCCGACCCUGUCUCUUUUGCAGAUUACCAAGACUAUGUGGAAGAUGAUCCCGAGAUGUUAGCAAUGCCUGCCCAAACUCCUGCUGCAGCACAUGUUUAUCAUCAUCAAAGAACUCUAACUUCUGGAUUGUCAAGGCGGAUGGUCCCAGAAACAAGUGCUGGAGGUCUGGGUUCUGGAUGGUACUGGAACCACCUCAAUACAAGCAGAGCAACUUACUCUCAGGGCUCCAGCGUAACGCCAGAACAAGAGCCUCUCUGCAGAAGCAGUGCAUCUCUCCAAAUACCAAAUGUCAGCUUUGAUCUUGGACACGAAUGCGAUGACUGGGACGACUUUGACGAUGAGAACUUGUUGCACGCCAGCGAAACUAAGUCCGAUCCUCUGAUCCAGCGCCGUGUUGAGAACAACGUGUCAGGCUCUAAUACCACAUCAGCAGCAGCUUUCCUCAGCUACUCGCAAAACAAAACUCAUAUAACUGCCGUCCCAACGCCACUGAGCUCAAUUUCACCAAAUACUAAAAUCAGGAAACUUGGACCCUCGGCAGUCAAUCAAACAGUCACACCACAGAAGAGACUCACCCUCGAUUUGAUGAAAAAGAGACCAAACAUUUUCAGUGAGGAGAUCCCAGUGAAAGCUCCAGAAAAUCUACCAAAUCAGCCUCACGUGGCACGAGCUACCACAGGCUUGAAUUUCUUCUACACGAGUGUCCCAGCCCCGGCCGACUCCUCUCUUAGGAGCACGGAGGAAGAAGCUUUUCUUGGCAUAUUUGAUGGUAUAUUUUAGAGUCAUUGAGCGUCUGCUGACACGAGAGUAAAGCCCCAAAGUUUAUGCUUUGCUUUUCUCUCCAUAAACCUUUCAGAGUUGUAAGAUGUUUUGAACUCAAUCAUAUGUUCACACUGUAAAUGAAAUGUGUUACAUUAGUUACAGUUGCGUCUAAUGUGUUAAUAUUUAUGAAUGUAUUUAUUUAUCAAAUGUGUGUUUAGGUUGAUUCAUUGCAGUCUUGGCAGGAAGAUGUAGAGCCGUGAUGUGAGAAGUAUUUUAGAUGACUGAGUGGAUCUGGUCAUGUUCAUACAUGACUUUUAUCCAUUUGUUUGAUAGAUAGGUGUGUUCAAAUUUAACUACUACUGUAUGUCUUUGCAGUAUGUGUCACGGUUGAGUCCAAAGUACAAUGUCUGAGUCUGUUUAAGUUUAAGUAAAGGACUAUUUUAGUCAAUGUUGCAGUGAUAUCUGCGAUGCACCGAGCUGUCCCAGAUUUAACUCGAUGAGGUUCUGUAUCGUACUGAUUUAUUGUGAUGUAUGAUGGUCUUGAAGAGAUGAAUUCAGGUUAGAUUUCCAGCGGUACCGACCUCAUGGAGAUCUGUUUUUGUUCUCUGAUCUUCAGAUUGGGUUAUUUUCUGUGUUUAUUUG
Cololabis saira (Pacific saury) is the source of this 5351-nucleotide messenger RNA. RefSeq names its product helicase for meiosis 1 (gene hfm1). The transcript has 40 exons. Bases 105 to 4727 code for a protein of 1540 amino acids. Gene Ontology annotation, molecular function: ATP binding; nucleic acid binding. NCBI's taxonomy places the organism in Eukaryota, Metazoa, Chordata, Actinopteri, Beloniformes, Belonidae. The record is from RefSeq and is a predicted model, not a curated record.